GCGGCUUUCCCUCCACGAAACCGCAUUCGGGAGCCUCGGGUUUCCCCCCCUUUCCGUCGCUGCUUUGGACUCUCUCUCUCUCUCUCUUCUCGUCUUGGGAGGACGUGAAGGUCGCGUCAGCGGGGCCGGGGUUGGCCAGGGCAGAUAUUUUCUCACGCCUACCCUUCUCCUUCCCCUCUCCCUCCUCUCUAUAUAACUCUUCCCCCCUUCCGCCUUACCCUACCCUCCUCCGUUGCAGGUUUCGACGCCGCCUUCUCCGUCUUCAACUCUCUCAGUCCGUUUCUUCUCACAAACAUGUCUGCCUUCCGCGGGAAGUACGCCGAUGAGCUCAUCGCCAACGCGGCCUACAUCGGCACCCCGGGCAAGGGUAUCCUUGCUGCCGACGAGAGCACUGGCACGAUCGGCAAGCGUCUUGCCAGCAUCAACGUCGAGAACGUUGAGUCCAACCGCCGGGCCCUCCGCGAGCUCCUCUUCUGCACUCCUGGCUCUCUUGAAUGCCUGAGCGGAGUCAUCCUCUUCGAGGAGACCCUGUAUCAGAAGACGGCCUCCGGAAAGCCCUUCGUCGAGGUUCUCAAGGAGGGCGGUGUCCUUCCGGGCAUCAAGGUUGACAAGGGCACCGUCGAGCUCGCUGGCACCAACGGCGAGACCACCACCCAGGGCCUCGACGGCCUCGGCGAACGCUGUGCGGAGUACUAUAACGCAGGUGCCCGCUUCGCCAAAUGGAGGGCCGUCCUCAAGAUCGGACCCAACGAGCCCUCUGAGCUCGCCAUCCAUGAGAACGCCUACGGCCUCGCUCGCUAUGCUAGCAUCUGCCAGGAGAACGGUCUCGUCCCCAUCGUCGAACCGGAGAUCCUUGUCGACGGCUCUCACGACAUCGACCGCUGCGCCUAUGUGACGGAGCGCGUCCUAGCUGCCUGCUAUAAGGCCCUCAACGACCACCAUGUUCUCCUCGAGGGCACCCUCCUCAAGCCGAACAUGGUCACCCCAGGCUCCGACUCCGCCAAGGUCACGCCAGAGGUCAUUGCCGAGUACACUGUCCGGGCCCUUCAGAGGACCGUCCCAGCUGCCGUGCCCGCCAUCGUCUUCCUCUCUGGAGGACAGAGCGAGGAGGAGGCCACUCGCAACUUGAACGCCAUGAACCAGCUCAAGACCAAGAAGCCAUGGAGCUUGUCAUUCUCCUUCGGUCGUGCCCUGCAGCAGAGCACACUCAAGACAUGGAAAGGAAAGGAGGAGAACGUUUCGGCUGCGCAGGCUGCUUUCCUAUCCAGGUGCAAGGCCAACUCCCAGGCGACUUUGGGUACAUACAAGGGCGAUGCUGCUCAGGUGGCGGGCGCAUCCGAGAGCCUGCACGUCAAGGACUACAAGUAUUAGAGAAGUUUGCUUCUUUGUCUUCCCUGCAUCUUUAUUCAGGUGAAGUUAUGAAUUUAUGAUCAAUCAUAAGAGAGCGAGCGACAUAGGUUGUUAGGUUUUGCUCUAUGAGGGAUUUUCUUUUAAAUUUGUUCUGGUUUUGUUUUGUUCCUUUUUUUUUUUUGCGGAAUGUUCCCUUCCUUUUGUUGUCUUUUUUGUUCAAUCUGGUUAACAGUAAGACAUGCAUUUUAUGAUCAAUAAACGCAUGGACAAGGGACUCCUAUCGGCGACAUUUGUGGUUCCUUCAUUGCUAAUUCAAUCUAGCUUAACUUUACUUUCUUUUCUUUUA
This is a messenger RNA of Nymphaea colorata (pocket water lily), 1696 nucleotides long. Its product is annotated as fructose-bisphosphate aldolase 6, cytosolic. Lineage: Eukaryota; Viridiplantae; Streptophyta; Magnoliopsida; Nymphaeales; Nymphaeaceae. The transcript is spliced from 2 exons. Gene Ontology annotation, molecular function: fructose-bisphosphate aldolase activity. Gene Ontology annotation, biological process: glycolytic process; fructose 1,6-bisphosphate metabolic process. Bases 295 to 1371 code for a protein of 358 amino acids. The record is from RefSeq and is a predicted model, not a curated record. Gene Ontology annotation, cellular component: cytosol.